Molecule: messenger RNA, 1563 nt
Organism: Aspergillus ochraceoroseus IBT 24754
Lineage: Eukaryota; Fungi; Ascomycota; Eurotiomycetes; Eurotiales; Aspergillaceae
Product: succinate--CoA ligase (GDP-forming) subunit alpha
Exons: 7
Coding region: 138-1127 (329 amino acids)
Biological process (GO): tricarboxylic acid cycle
Cellular component (GO): succinate-CoA ligase complex (ADP-forming); mitochondrion
Molecular function (GO): succinate-CoA ligase (GDP-forming) activity; succinate-CoA ligase (ADP-forming) activity
Source: RefSeq, a predicted model, not a curated record
CUGCGCUCUGCAACCCUCAUCUUUUAUCCCUCCACCCCUUCUCUAUAUCCUUCACGCUUUUUUGCUGGGCCCUCUCCUCUCCUUUUCCCCUGUCUUCCUCUUAUUUUCCUUUUCUCGCGCCUCCUUAUUAACCCGCCAUGCAAGCCUUUCGCCGUAGCACGGCCUCUGCCCUUCGCAAUGCUGGCUCUUUCCAGCGUCGCGGGUAUGCCACCGGCUCCUACGCUGAUACUAUUAAGAACCUCCGUAUUAACGGAGAUACCAAGGUGAUCUUCCAGGGUUUCACUGGAAAGCAAGGAACCUUCCACGCCGAACAAGCCAUUGCCUAUGGAACCAAGGUUGUUGGUGGUACCAACCCCAAGAAGGCUGGUACUACGCACCUCGACCGACCCGUCUUCGCCAACGUCGCGGAUGCCGUUAAGGAAACUGGUGCUACCGCUUCUGCUAUUUUCGUCCCUCCUCCCCUUGCUGCUGCGGGUAUUGAGGAAGCUAUCGCCGCGGAAGUUCCUCUGGUCGUUUGUAUCACCGAGGGUAUCCCUCAGCACGACAUGGUCCGUAUCACGGAUAUCCUGAAGACCCAGAACAAGACCCGCCUUGUCGGCCCUAACUGCCCCGGCAUCAUCGCUCCCGGUCAAUGCAAGAUCGGUAUCAUGCCCGGCUUCAUCCACAAGCGUGGUCGCGUCGGUAUCGUCUCUCGUUCCGGUACCCUCACCUACGAGGCUGUGAACCAGACCACCCAGGCAGGACUUGGCCAGUCCCUCGUCGUUGGUAUUGGAGGUGACCCCUUCUCUGGUACCAACUUCAUUGACUGCCUGCGCAUCUUCCUUGAGGAUGAGGAGACCGACGGUAUCAUCAUGAUUGGUGAGAUCGGUGGUAGCGCUGAGGAGGAUGCUGCCGAGUUCCUCAAGACCAACAACAAGUACAACAAGCCCGCUGUUGGCUUCAUUGCUGGUAUCAGCGCUCCCCCCGGCCGUCGCAUGGGUCACGCCGGUGCCAUCGUCAGCGGUGGCAAGGGUGGCGCUGACUCCAAGAUCGCUGCUCUCGAAGCCGCCGGUGUUGUUGUGGAACGCAGCCCUGCCGCUCUCGGCAAGUCCCUGCUUGCUGAGUUUGUGAAGCGCGACCUGGUUUAAAAUUUAAGUACGAGCGAACCCUUUGAUUUUUGCAGCACGGGUGGGCGUCAUGCAGAUUACCCGCUUGAACCCUUGGGGAAUCAUGCGAGUCUGAUGCUAGGGAGCAUCGGCGCCCAGAUUGGUUUCUCCCUGACUCUGCUAGAUUCCCACUUCUGUUGUAAAUCGUCUUGGCCCUUAUUGUAUUUUCCCCUUACCGUUAUAUUUCUUUUUCUUAUGUUUAGAGAUGCUAGGAAGUAAUUAGGUUCCACAUGUAAAUUUUAAGGCUUUAUAUCUUUUCCUGUACCUGUUCCAGAUAAGGAUUUGUCAGGGACUAUAAUUUGGAGUCCAGUUUAUCGAUUAUAUUGGCGUGCACCUGGAAACUGUACCCAGUUGGCUAUGGAUGUAUAUAUAUAUGAGGCAUUUGUAACGGUAUAGCAGGUGAUAAUGGAGAACCAAU